GUUUGAGUUCAAUGACCUCACAGAUGCUGUUGGAAUUUACUAACAAUGUGAUUUAGAGAUGUUGGUUUUCAGACUGAUUAAUAAAGUCGAAUUGAGAGACACAUAAUUAGGUAUAUAAUUUCCUGUUGGGUUGUACAACAGGCAGAGGGUACAUUAUCUUUCUCAGUAUUGUAACAUACAAUUGUAUGCAAUCAUUUUGCAUCGCGUGUCUGCAUAUUCAGUGGAUGAAGAAGUAGCGACUAUUCAAUGAACGUUUAUAAUUGCCCUAAACAGUUGAGCGGUUGUAUUGUUCUUGUUAUGUCAACAACAUAUGACGUAACAUGUGAUACAGUCUGAUCCAACAGCUGAUUUUUGGUGAAUGACCUAGUCCGACGACCGGUGUUUUUGUAGGUUGUUUUUGUUAUCGAUUUUGGAAUACAUAAUAGUUUGAAAUGCACUUUGGGCAUUGAUGUGCAAUUAACUGGAAUAGCAUUGUUAUUUAUAUAAUGUUCGCGUUGUAAAUGAAGAAAACAUGAAGAAUAAGAAAAAAAGUGAUCAACAUGAAUGGGAGGAAGAAUUCAAACCUAGUGCUCCAAUAUCCACAGGAACAAUACCAAGAUAUCGAAACAUUCAUCCUCUACUCGAAGCAGAGGACAAAUGCUGUGACAACAUUAAUGAAUGUGUAUACAUGCUGAAAAUGCAGUACAUGGAGCUUUGCCGAAAAUGCAAUUGAAAUUCAUGGCAAAAGUUUUUCUGAAGAUUUGCGUCAAAGAAGAGAAUUAAAUAUCUCUACUGAAUGUCCACUUUUAAUUUAUUGUAUUUACCUUCUUUUCUUUAUAUUCAGUGUGGACAUAUUAGAAUAUUUUAUUUUAUUGGAAAUUGGUGUGGGUGUGAUUAAGUUAUUUGGAAGUGCUACCAAUCCUAUACUAUCCUCCUUUCAUUGUGUGUAUAACUUAAUUUGAGAUUAACCCCAGUGAUAAAUAAAAAUGGGUAAAACCAAUGAUAAAUAAUUUUUACAUAUAAAAUGGAAAUAUACAAUUAUGAAAUACCGAGAAAUAUUAAAGAAAAUGUGAUUCUCUAGGACAUACUUUUUGUUUUCUAAUAUGAGUGUAAUGUCACUUAUUCUGUUUUAUGAUAGAGAUAUUUAUUCUUCCUAUUAAAUCUUCUUGACCCUUAAACAGUGGUUAUUUGUGUCAGUCAUAAGCUCUCAGUAAUAAUUGAGGGGUUUGGUGCAAAAACCUGAUAAGUCCAAGUUUGGUUAAAAAUGAUUUUGAGUAUGCAGAAUACAUAACAGAUCAAUGCGCAUCUUUUGGUGCGAAAACCAGUCAUCUCAAAUUAUGUGAUUGAGAUAAAAUGUAUCUGAAUUACUUGCCAACAAAGAUUGAGGUUGUCUUUAAAGUAAGAAUCAGACUAGACAUGGACUCCUAUUUGAGACAUUGUUGUAAAAAAUGUGACAAUUAAAAAUAAAAGUAAAAUAUAAGAAACUGCAUUAUUGUUAGAGUAUUGCCAAUGAAGUUGGUGAACAAAUCUUGGGAGAUUCUGAAUAAGAAGUUACAGACUAAAAUGAAUACUGUAUAUUACUUUGUACACGUAAUACAGGAGAACUUGGAAUUGAAUAUUUGUCAAUGUAAAAAUGUUUGCUUCGAUAACACAAUAUGAUCCACAUGUGAAAAAUUCUGCAAGAUUUUUGAUAGUUCCUGAUAGAUGUCUAUUUCUUGUUAUAUUUCUCUUCUUCUUUAUAUUACUUAGUCCAUAAUGAUUUACCAAAGAAAUGUGCAAAAUUUUAAACAUUUGGUGAAAAAGCCAGGCAAUUCAAAAUUAUUAUAUAAUUUUUAAUUAUUAAUUUUGAAACCUAAAUCUAAAAUUUUAUGACCGAUAUUCAUAAAUGAAACAUAUAAAAGUUAGAGAAAUCGUUCACUUCAAUUACCU
Messenger RNA from Gryllus bimaculatus (two-spotted cricket), 1908 nucleotides. The record is from the annotation of a GenBank genome assembly. Lineage: Eukaryota; Metazoa; Arthropoda; Insecta; Orthoptera; Gryllidae.